UAAAUCACAAGGAAAAAAAAGUUCUUGUUUUCUUGUCGUUCACAAGAAAAACAAAUGCUCCUUGUCCACUAACCCCAAUCCUUAUAUUACCACACAAUAUUGAACAUCUACAAAUCCUUCCGGCUUCACAAUAUCAUCACCAUCGUCAUCGUCAAAGCUUUUUUCCAAUUAACUGGGGUUGGCUACAUUAAUCUUGAUAUGCCAUUCACCCCUAUUAAAGACCAUACCUAAUCAUAUAUAGCCAUCAAAUCGCCUGAAAUUUGCCUAUUUAUGGUGGAAACGCCCCCACGAAAACCAUAGGCCCUAAAUUCCAGCCUCGGAAAGCUAGAAAAAAAAAAAACCAGUGAAAUUUUAACUCAGGCGAAAUUUUGGGCCCAAUACCCGAAAACAGCCUAGUCUUUGGCUCCCAUCCCUUAAAUCAAACCUGAAUUCCGGCCGAAGCCCUCGAAACCAAGAUAAUUUUCAGCUCCAUAUCCAAAAACUUCGAUAAAUUUACCCCCGAUGCCUGGCGAAAUUUCAUCCCUCUCCCCUAAACUAGCCUUACCUUGCCCCCCAAAAUAGGCUAAAUUUUCGACUCGAACUUCGAAAUUUCGGCAAAACUUUACCCCUGAAACCAGCCAAAACUUCACGGUAACCGAAAUUCCGGCGAAACUUUAACUACCAAGCCCUUGAAAACAAACAGAAAAAUCAAACCCAGAACCGCGCAAAAAUCCAUUCAUCGGUGAAAAUUUCGGCGAAAUCUCGGGCAUGGCGAUGGAGGUGCUAACCGCGUUGGACCAAGCCAAAACCCAACUCUAUCAUUUCACUGCUAUUGUUAUAGCGGGCAUGGGCUUCUUCACCGAUGCCUAUGAUCUCUUCUGUAUAACGGCCGUUGUAAAACUCAUUGGCCGCUUAUACUACUACGACCCAGUGACUGGGAAUCCGGGAAGGCUGCCAGAUAACGUCAAUAACGCUGUAUCGGGCGUUGCGCUUUGUGGAACGUUAGCUGGCCAGUUAUUUUUUGGUUGGCUCGGCGAUAAGCUUGGAAGAAAGAAAGUUUAUGGCAUAACGCUCGUUACGAUGGUGGGGUGCGCCAUUGCGUCGGGUUUCUCGAUUGGGGCCUCACCUAAGGCCGUUAUAACGAGCCUAUGCUUCUUCAGGUUCUGGCUUGGCUUCGGGAUUGGUGGGGACUACCCGCUAUCAGCUACAAUCAUGUCCGAAUACUCAAACACAAAGACACGUGGAGCUUUUAUCUCGGCUGUUUUCGCCAUGCAAGGGGCCGGGAUCCUAGCUGCUGGAGCCGUAUCCAUGGCAGUUUCCAAGGCAUUCCUUGCAGCGUAUCCUGCUCCAAAGUUUAACAAUGACCAUGUGUUGUCGACUCAGCCAGAAGGUGACAUGGUUUGGAGGCUUGUGCUGAUGUUUGGGGCAGUACCAGCCUUACUGACAUAUUACUGGCGGCUAAAGAUGCCGGAAACGGCUAGGUUCACAGCUUUGGUUGAGAAUGAUGCUGAGAAGGCGGCAGCAGACAUGGCAAAGGUGCUUGCAAUGGAGGUAACUGCCGAGAAAACAGUCGCUGCUUCAACUCAAAACACCUAUGGCUUGUUUUCAAGAGAAUUCCUCUCCAGGCAUGGAAUGCACCUUGUGGGGACUUCCACAACCUGGUUUCUCCUUGAUAUUGCUUUUUAUAGCUCGAACCUAACCCAAAAAGAUGUUUACCCAGCCAUUGGCUUAUUGCCCAAAGCUAGCAAUAUGGAUGCAAUCACAGAGGUCUACGAGAUCUCAAAAUCCAUGUUCCUUGUUGCUCUCUUCGCAACCGUUCCAGGCUAUUGGUUCACAGUGUUCCUAAUUGAUAAGAUAGGUCGAUUCGUGAUCCAACUUGGUGGCUUCCUCUUAAUGUCGAUUUUCAUGCUAAUCGUUGGGAUUCAAUAUAAAGAGCUAAGAGGAGACAAAUGCAAGACUAGCUCAACGGGCUUUUGUAAUGGGAACCCUAAGCUAUUUGCCGUUCUAUAUGGAUGCACCUUCUUUUUUGCUAACUUUGGGCCAAAUAGCACCACUUUUGUUGUACCAGCUGAGCUUUUUCCAGCUAGGUUUAGAUCUACUUGUCAUGGAAUCUCAGCCGCAGCAGGGAAAGCAGGGGCUAUAUUAAGUGCGUUUUUGGUUCAAACACAAACAUUAGAUGGUGAUGCUACAAAGAUAAAGAAGGCAAUUAUUGGGCUUGCAGUGGUGAAUUUUGUUGGGUUUUUGUUCACUUUCAUGGUGCCUGAGACCAAGGGGAGGACACUAGAGGAGAUAUCUGGGGAGAAUGAGGAGGAGGCUAAAGACAACAAUGUUUAAGCCUCCUGUAUGCCGAGGACUAGUGCGUUAGGCCAUAUAAGGUGGACAUAUUUCUUCUGGUUCUUGUUGUUUAGUUAUGAGAUAAGAAAGGGGUCAAGUUAUUUAGUGGGUUAGCACUGGAAAUGGGUUGGAAAGUGCAGAUGCAGAGUGUAUUUGAUUAAAUAAGAGUCAGUCUUGUACUUAUUGUUUGGGUUUGGAACUAGGUUAGAUUUUAUGAUGUAGUGCAUGAAGUUUUGUGAAGUUUGAACAUUAACAGUAUGUGUGUCUA
Molecule: messenger RNA, 2581 nt
Organism: Amborella trichopoda
Lineage: Eukaryota; Viridiplantae; Streptophyta; Magnoliopsida; Amborellales; Amborellaceae
Product: low affinity inorganic phosphate transporter 8
Biological process (GO): phosphate ion transport; transmembrane transport
Cellular component (GO): membrane
Molecular function (GO): phosphate transmembrane transporter activity
Source: RefSeq, a predicted model, not a curated record